Messenger RNA from Trachemys scripta elegans, 2882 nucleotides. It is a transcript of the gene MS4A1, whose product is annotated as membrane spanning 4-domains A1. Gene Ontology annotation, biological process: cell surface receptor signaling pathway. The transcript has 7 exons. NCBI's taxonomy places the organism in Eukaryota, Metazoa, Chordata, Testudines, Emydidae. Gene Ontology annotation, cellular component: plasma membrane; external side of plasma membrane. Bases 286 to 948 code for a protein of 220 amino acids. The record is from RefSeq and is a predicted model, not a curated record.
GAAGCUAAGAGGAGAGGCAAGAAGCCUGAAAGAAAGGCAGAUAAAUCCUAUGUUUCCUUUGGAGGCAUCUUCCUUUUCUAUUUCUGCUGCCUGAGAUAAAGCUGGGUCCCACCUCUGCUCUCCUGUUUGUCUUCAUUCAGACAAGGAAUAGGAAGUGGCUUUUUGAAUCUCCAUUUGGACCUUGUCCAGCUCUUCAUUGCAACACGACAAAGGCGGCACUGGUGGUUGACCGGACAGAUAAGCCGUGUCUCUGCUGUGUCUUUCUCCAUCAGCCAUUGAUAUGCCAUGGCCUUUCCUGGGACUGCAACCAACAAUGUGACCCUGCUCAUCCCCCCAUACACUCAGAGGAAAUUCCCAAGAAAGAAUGAGGCGCUAGGGGCCAUACAGAUCAUCAUCGCCUUAAUACACCUUGGCCUCGGGGGCAUCUUGUUCUUCUCCUCAAAAGAAUCUGUCCCACUGUGCAUGGCUUCCUGGUACCCAUUCUGGGGAGCAGGACUUUUCAUCAUUUCUGGGUCCCUCUCAGCUGCAGCUGCAACUGCAACGAAUAUCACAGAGGGUCUGGAGACAGGCAGCAAUAUGUUGAAUGCCAUCAGCUUCCUUGCCUCAUUAGCUGGAGGAAUAAUGUUGGGAAUUGAUUUGAUUAAUAUUUGCAUUCUAAACAAGUAUAAAGUUUCCAUCCCGAUUUUGGAUAAAAUCCGCUUAGUCAGCUUCCUUCUCCCUCUUCGCUGUGAAAAAAGCCCCAUCCCUUGGGACUACUGUCAGAGCAUCGGUUCUUACAAGACGGGCAUCUUGGCCUUGAUGCUGAUCUUCUCUGUAAUCCAGAACAUCGUUUCUAAAGCUGCUGUCUCCUCCGACUCGGAUAAAGCACAGGAUCAUAAGGCAGAGUUUCCUUUGCUGUCACCCCCACAACCACAGUCCAGCAAUGGAACCAGUCCUCCAUGGCAGUAGUCUAUCAGCAGCAUCCAACAAACUCCAAGCAGCUUUCAUGGGUAAACAGGGUAUAUGUGUGGCACCUGAAUCUCUCCCUCCCAUUGCAGAUAAGAUGCCCUUCUCUCUCUUCUUGAGUCUGGUCCAGAGAUCGCAUGUGUUUUCACAGUACGCAGAAGGGAAGAUGGACAAUAAUGACUCACUAGCUUUAUCCAUCCUCUUGGAAAACGCCUCCUAAAUGACUUUUAUGCCAGCUUCUUCAAUAAUGGGUUGAAAAGGGAUCGUGAGUUGGUUCUUUCAAUCUCACUUGAUCUGAGUGUAUGGGGGUGGUGGGCUUACCUCUCAUCUCCCAAAUGGGAUGGAUUUCCUGGCAACUUUAGAAAUCCUGGAAGCCAUCGUGACUGUGUUGAAAUGUCACAUGGUGAUGAGCUAUUGUAUUUCCCAGACAGAGCAUGGAGAACAGAAGAGCCCUAUUAUAGCAGCAGCAACCUCUAUUGAUAAUUGUUGGUUUUUUUCCCUUUGCUCCCAAAUUUCACCCUGUUAGGCUGAAAUUUUCUAAGCCCUGGUUUCUGUUUUUAAGUGCACAUGGAGUUUAAAAGGGGAAGUAGCUCUGCUACAUCUGAGACUGUAAGAGUGACAAAUAUGUGACAUUCCCUAAUUAUAAAAUAAUUCUUAUGACACUCUUUUGAAUGAUUCUCUUGCCAAAAUGGGUAGCAGUAGAAAGAUGAAAUUUCCUAGAAAAAUAGGAAUUUAUGGGAAGGACCCUGGAGAGUUCUGGUGAAGAUCAGCUUGAAUUUGGCAGUAAAGGCUGAGGGUAGGUAUCAGUUAAAUAAGGGUAAAAAUCCCUACAGGUGUCUUAGUUACCUAAAAGCCAGGCAAUUCAAUACUACGGUUAAAUUUACAAGAAACCCAACAUUAGAAAAUGUGGAAAGUAACUAUUAAAUAACCCAAACUACCUUAAGUCUGGCUUCCCUUAGGGGCAGUUUGUGGAGCCUUUACUUUACUGAGUAGAACUGGGAGAGUAAUUGCCUUUUUUUGAUUUGGUCUGACAAGCUUUUUGUUUUCAGAUCAACCCAAAAUGACACUUUUUAAAAAAAAAAAAAUUUUUUUUAUUUCAGCAAGAAACCAAAGCUGCCGCCAACAAAAACUUUGUUUUGGGUCAAAUUAAAUGUUUGUUCAAUCCAAAAUGUUUGUUUUGGGGUCUUUUACCCUUAGUUGUUGUUGGUGGUGGGGUUUUUUUUGUUAGUUAAAUCUAGCUGAAGUUCUAAAUGAAAUGUUGACAUGUUUCAACUUUGAACAUUCCCCCCCGCGCCGCAAUUUUUUUCAGCCAAAACUAUGCCAAAUUCAACUCGAAUUCGCCAUCAGUUUCCGUCAACCUGCAACUGCUUUUUUUUGGCCAAUUAACUAUACACCAGAAAAAAUUCACCCAGCUCUACUAAUGAAGACUUAUUGAAGAAUCUUAUUGGUUCCAGUGGAACAACUCGCCACUUGUGUAAGGGAGCCACAAUCUUGAUCUGAGAGAGCCAGAUCUUUAAUCAUCCCUUCCUUGUUCCUUUUGAUUGUCAAUUCUUUUUCAAAGGAACCCAAGGGAGUUAAGCACCAACUGCCUUCAGCUCAUAUGAAAUCCCCAGCCUUCAUAUCAAGGUUAUAAGCCAUGCUUUUGUAUCAGGGACUCAAAGCCUGAAGCUUUGCUUAUUGCUUAAAAUUUGUACAGCUUCUGUAGUUGUAGACUGUCCAGGUGCAAGGGGAGAAAUGUACUCCAGAGAGAAUUGGUUUAGAACUGGUUUCAUGUUUCCAAUAUAAACACACUAGCUCUGUGUCUAAUGAUGCCAGCUGGCACAUGGAAUCACAGUACCCAGUCCUGUUUGCUGCUGGGCACUUUGAAGGAUUGGGCCUUUAAUGAUGAGCAGGGAAUGAUCACGCUCAGCAUGUUAUUUGUCUAAUAAAAAAACUUG